This is a messenger RNA of Theobroma umbraticum, 853 nucleotides long. RefSeq lists its product as uncharacterized. NCBI's taxonomy places the organism in Eukaryota, Viridiplantae, Streptophyta, Magnoliopsida, Malvales, Malvaceae. The record is from RefSeq and is a predicted model, not a curated record.
AUCCCCAUGUAUGAAAUGGAAGUCAAGGAUUUCAUGUAAACAAUUCCAGGACACCCCAGCAAGACACGAUUCCCAGGACGCCAUUGAAUCCCCACCCUUGGAGAAGAAGUUUACAAGCUAAAUCAAGAUAUAAUCCCUCAACUUUCCACUUUAAUUACUUAAUUCCUUUGCAAAGGAGAAAAAAUAAGCAAUGUCUUUCCGAAAGGAGUAUCUUGAUUUGGUUUUGGUCCCUGGUGGGUUGCUGAUCAUGUUUGCUUACCAUCUAAUCCUCUUCUACAGAUACCUGCAUCGCCCUCACACCACCGUUAUUGGCUUUGAAAACAAUGACAAAGAAGCUUGGGUUGAAAGAAUUAUGGAGGCUGACAGGAAAGAUGUCAGUAAUGCGUUGACUGUGAUCGGGUCCAACACAUCGGCUGCAACUUUCUUGUGCUCGGUCUGUUUGACUCUCAGCUCCCUGAUCGGAGCCUGGCUUGGAAGUUCUUCUGAAAAUAUCUUUCGAAGUAAUUUAAUAUAUGGGGACACGAGGCCAUCCACCAUUUCCAUCAAGUAUAUUUGCCUUCUGACCUGUUUUCUCCUUGCCUUUUCAUGCUUCGUUCAAUCAGCUAGGAACUUUGUCCAUGCAAACUAUCUAAUAACCAUACCAAACUGUGAGGUACCAGUCGAAUCUGUGAAAAUAGCUGUUCUCAGGGGAGGUGAUUUUUGGUCACUCGGGCUUAGGGCACUGUAUUUCGCUCUUGAUUUUCUCCUCUGGUUUUUUGGUCCGAUUCCAAUGUUUGUUUCUUCUAUUGUCAUGGUAUUCAUGCUCCAUUACCUUGAUACCAACACGAAACCAUUGCACCCCCAUCGAAAUCCA